Molecule: messenger RNA, 468 nt
Organism: Mycena citricolor
Lineage: Eukaryota; Fungi; Basidiomycota; Agaricomycetes; Agaricales; Mycenaceae
Source: the annotation of a GenBank genome assembly
UUCAGUGCCAAUUCGUCUCAUAUAUUUUACUGGAUGGAUGAAUGGAUGGACCAAUGGCAAGGAACCGCAACAUGAAUAUGGUUGAGGCAAGGAGGAGAUCGCAGAUGGACGCGGUCCGUCACAGUCAGCUGAUGUGACUUGAACUGCACCUCGUCCUGUUCUUCCAGAGACAGCUUGCGUUUCUCGCUCGUUUCCUUUCUUAACAGAGCAGUGAAUGAAGACGAAUACGCCUUCAAAUAUAGCUCUUAUUACAUGUCAAUGACGCACGGCUCCCCGCAGACCUCGCUCACUCUCAACUGGGGGAUACACCCGCUGUGAAACCGCGGAAGAAACCUGUUUCACUCUGGCUAGGGGCAGCUGGGCUCUCUGCGACUACUCACGACUGCAAUGCCGACGCUCCCAUUCGUGCAAUACAUCCUUGGAGGCCUGGUGGGUCUGCCCUUCACUCCAGACUGCUGCACGCUGAAC